AUGGCGCUUGUGGAGGUGGUGGUAGUGACAGCAUGGUGGUGGAGGUGGCAGCAUGGUGGUGGUGGUGGUGUUGGUUCUGGAGGUGGUGGUGGAUGUGGAGGUUUUGAAGGAGGUGGUGGUUGUGGAGGUGAAGGUGGAGUUGGUGGUGGUGGUUGUGGUGGUGGUGGUGGUGGUGGUGGAGGAGGUGGUAGUGGUGGUAGUGGCGGUGGCGAUGGCGGUGGUUGUGGAAGUAGUGAAUGUGGUGGUGUAAGUGGUGGAGUUGGAUGUGGAAGUGGAGGUGGUGUUAUUUUUUAA
Prunus armeniaca (apricot) is the source of this 294-nucleotide messenger RNA. NCBI's taxonomy places the organism in Eukaryota, Viridiplantae, Streptophyta, Magnoliopsida, Rosales, Rosaceae. The record is from the annotation of a GenBank genome assembly.